This is a messenger RNA of Dermacentor andersoni, 912 nucleotides long. Lineage: Eukaryota; Metazoa; Arthropoda; Arachnida; Ixodida; Ixodidae. The record is from RefSeq and is a predicted model, not a curated record.
AUGCACCCGGCGCCUCUAAGGGUGCAGACAAGUUGGCCGACCCCCAAGGGCGGUACCAUCCAGGCAACAGCGGGUCGUCCAGCAGCGAUAGAGUCGGCGUUCUUUGCCGGCGUGCUGGGCCCACCGCAUGCACCCGGCCCCUCUAAGGGUGCAGACAAGUCGGGCGACCCCAAGGAGGGUACCAUCCAGGCAACAGCGGGUCGUCCAGCAGCGCCUGAGUCGGCGUUCUUUGCCGGCGUGCUGGGCCCACCGCAUGCACCCGGCCCCUCUAAGGGUGCAGACAAGUUGGCCGACCCCCAAGCGCGGUACCAUCCGGGCAACAGCGGGUCGUCCAGCAGCGGUAGAGCAACAGCGGGUCGUCCAGCAGCGCCUGAGUUGGCGUUCUUGGCCGGCGAGCUGGGCCCACUGCAUGCACCCGGCCCCUCUAAGGGUGCAGACAAGUCGGGCGACCCCAAGGAGGGUACCAUCCAGGCGACAGCGGGUCGUCCAGCAGCGCCUGAGUUGGCGUUCUUGGCUGGCGUGCUGGGCCCACCACAUGCACCCGACGCCUCCAAGGGUGCAGACAUGUCGGGCGACACCAAGGAUGGUACCAUCCAGGCGACAGCGGGUCGUCCAGCAGCGCCUGAGUUGGCGUUCCUGGCCGGCGUGCUGAGCCCACCGCAUGCACCCGGCGCCUCUAAGGGUGCAGACAAGUUGGGCGACCCCCAAGGACGGGUGCAGACAAGUUGGGCGACCCCCAAGGACGGUACCAUCCAGGCGACAGCGGGUCGUCCAGCAGCGGUAGAGUUGGCGUUCCUGGCCGGCGUGCUGGGCCCACCGCAUGCACCCGGCGCCUCUAAGGGUGCAGACAAGUUGGGGGACCCCCAAGGGCGGUACCAUCCAGGCAACAGCGGGUCGUCCUCCAGCGCCUGA